Halteromyces radiatus is the source of this 3585-nucleotide messenger RNA. RefSeq lists its product as uncharacterized. Gene Ontology annotation, biological process: barbed-end actin filament capping; mitotic actomyosin contractile ring assembly; actin filament bundle assembly. Gene Ontology annotation, cellular component: cell division site; mating projection tip. Lineage: Eukaryota; Fungi; Mucoromycota; Mucoromycetes; Mucorales; Cunninghamellaceae. The record is from RefSeq and is a predicted model, not a curated record. Bases 1 to 3585 code for a protein of 1194 amino acids. The transcript is spliced from 16 exons. Gene Ontology annotation, molecular function: actin binding; small GTPase binding.
AUGAGUGGACAACGCCAAACAAAAACGACAUCGUCACUGCGGAAGCGUAGUGCUUCUAUCAACACUUUGACUACUAAUUUUCGUCCACCCCAUGCACUCUCUAAACCUCUCAAAUCAGCUUUGGCUCAACCUAAUCUCUCUUCCACUAUCCAUGGUAAUGUAACUUUUUUUCCGACGGCACUAAACGAUGAAAGUUAUUUUCCAACAUAUGACUAUGAAGAACAUGAAACACCUAUAUUUCCAAAUCUAACUCAACGACGCAACGCCACCUCUGUUAGAAUAGAUACUCCUGAACGGCCUCCAGAUCUAGAAAUUGAACAUUUAUUCCACGAUGCUGCAAAACGACUAGAAUUGGAUUUGAUUGAUAUACCAAAAUUACCUAUAGACAACAAAUGGUGGAUUCUUUGUAAUGAAAGUCAAUUCACAAAAUUAGGCUCAAUGAUCAAUAAGAAGAAAAGCAAAAACAAAGUCAAAAGCAAACAAUCAAAGAACUCUCAACCAAAACGACGAUCACCUACCUAUUAUAUUGAUUUGUUCCUGGAUCCAAAUAGGGAAGGGAAACUAACGAUUGAUUCAGUUUCAGAUGUCGGUCAUCAAUUAACCACUAUGCCGAUCGGAUGGGUACGCAAGUUUAUUGAAGAACGUGGAAUGCAAAUUAUUGCCAAUGAAUUGGCUGGUAUCAAUAAAAAUCCUCACAGAGAUCAACAUGCAUGUCAAAUUGAACUAGAAAUUAUCAAAUGUUUGAAAUCUAUGAUGAAUAAUGUGUAUGGUAUUCAAGAUGCAUUAGAUGGAUCAUUAUGUGUGGAUAAUUUAGUAUUAUCUAUGUUAUCUCCCUUUGUUCCAGCAAGAAAGAUGGCAUGCGAUACUUUAACAUUUCUAUGUUAUUGUGAUAUACCCACUGGUCAUACUAUGGUACUACAAGCGAUGGAAUUACUUCGAGGUUACGAAGGAAAUGAAUAUGGACGAUUUGAUACUUGGCUUCGUUCAGUGGAAAAGGCACUUGAUGGUCGUGGAAAAAUGGGCUCCCUGGUUGGUGUAAGCAAGGAUCUUAUUUUGACUGAUGGUACCAAAAAUCCUGACACCAUUCUCUUGGAAUACUCGUUAGCUAAUGUUUUGCUCAUCAAUGCAAUUGUGGAUCCUGAAAUUAUGGAAGAAACUCAUGUACGUGUAUCUCUCCGGAAUCAACUUCAUCAUGGUGGUAUUGAUCAAAUAUUUGAAAAAAUGGCUUUAUUCAACAAUGAACUAUUGAAUCGAAAAAUUGAUGAAUUUUGGGAAUUGGAGGAAAAUGACAAUGAAUCUAUCUACGGUGACUUGGAUAUCAAUGAUGCUAUUGACCCAAAGGAUAUGCUUGAUAGAAUUUUGGCUUCUCUUACUGGUACUCGUGCUUACGAAUUCUUUCAUAGUAUAUUACAACAUCUAUUAAUGAUUCAGUGUGAUAACGACAAAAGGAAUCGAUAUUAUCAGCUAAUAGAAUCGGUAGUCAAUCAAAUCGUAUUGGAUCGGAAAGGGGCACCCAAUGAUUUUUCAACAACUUAUGGAAUUACUGUGGAUAAGCUUAUGACAAAAUUUGCUGAAAACGACAAACUUGAACAAGCAUUAAAAGAAGCUCAGGAAGCAAAAGAAGAAGCGGCCAAUGCUAUAGCUCGUGAAGCGGAACUUCGGGAACAAGUAGAUUUAAAAGCAGGUGGAUUGGUUGGACAGCUUAAACACAAAAAUGAUUCUUUGGAAAGAACUCUUCGUAUUGCCAAUCAAACUAAUACCAUGUUACAACAAAGACUCAGCGAUCUUGAACUUGAAUAUCAACACACUUUAGAUGCAAUGGAUUCUCAGACCAAACGAUUAUAUGGUACUGUACGGCAAUUGACGGAAUACGGAUCACCAACAACAAAACGGCAUCGAUUACGUGGUAGCAAAAAAGUGCGGGCAGAAUUAGAUAUCACUAAAAUGCAUAUGUCAGUUUUGACCUCGCCAUUAUCGAUCGAUGGCGACCAUAUUUUCUCACCACGAUCACCUACUCCAUCGGCUUUAUUGAUUUCUCCUUUUGAAUCAACUACAAGCUUGCAUUCUAUUGAAAAUCAAGAUCAUUCUUCCAGCAGAUUGACUCUAUUGCCUUCAUCAGCAACAGCAUCAACGUCUUCCUUAUCACCACAAGUUAUAGAAGGAUCCUCAUCACCACCACCACCUACUUCACCACCUUCGCCAACUAUUUCAUCAAUACUCACUCCUCCUCCUCCACCACCACCACCUCCUCCUCCACUAACUGCCGUUGGAAUGGCAUCAUCGUCAUCAUCAUCAUCUCUGCCUCCUCCUCCGCCUCCUCCUCCACCACCACCACCACCGAUACCACUAAUGGGAGCUUAUGAUUUUUUAACCAAUCGCAAGUCUAGUUCAUUUCAAGCCAAGCAAAAGCUGAAAUUUGUAGAAUGGGAAAAGAUGAAUGUAACCAAGAUCAAUUCUACUGUUUGGAAUCAUUUGGAUGCUGAAGUUAGUAGCACUGGAAACGCAGAAUCAUUGGAUCAUCUAUUGGAACUACAACUUGCCCAAGCUGGUGUCUUUGAAGAUAUUGAAAGGGUAUUUGCUCAAAAACCCGCUGUGCAUUUACAAAUGAAUAGACCCAAGGAGCGAGUGCAGGUAUUAGAUACAAAAAAGGCGUAUAACUUGAAUAUCUUCAUCACGAGCAUGACCAAGAAAAUCUCUUUUGAAAAUAUUCGUCCAGGUAUACUCAACAUGGACAGUUACUUUGAAGAUGAACAAAUCUUAUCAAAUCUAUUGAAAUUUUUACCAACACCCGAAGAAACCGGAAAACUUGCUUCUUAUACCAAUGCUUCCCCUGGAGAACUUUUGGAUUUAUCACCACCAGAUAAGUUCUGCCUAGAAAUGAUGAAAAUUCCUCGAUUGAAGGAACGUAUCGAAAAUAUGUUAUUCAGGGUUACAUUUUGGGAAAGAUAUCAACAACUUCAUCAACAAAUGACGGCGGUUUUUGAUGCUUCUUUAUCAUUGGAACAUGCUCGAAAUUUUAAAAGAUUAUUACAUCUUAUUCUGCUUCUUGGCAAUUUUUUGAAUGGUCAAACCUAUCGAGGUGGAGCAUUUGGAUUUAAAAUUGCAAGCAUUAACAAGACUUAUACCCUUCUACUUGAAUAUUUUCCUUUAGUACCACGAACAGAAAUCAACAAUGAAUUCCGUGAACUUGAAGAUGGACUGAAUACUUUGGAAAAUGAACUCAAACAACAUACAAAUAAUACUUCUUCAGGCGAUCUGUUUGGUCAAGUAAUGCAACGGUUCUAUGAGGAAGCCACCACUGAAUUCAAAAGAGUAUAUCUUUUACGUGACAAAAUGACUGAAAGUUAUGAACAAGUUGUCCGAUUUUAUGGCGAAGAUCCUGUGACCAUGCCACCUGAUGAAUUCUUUGGUAUCUUCAAGACAUUUACAACAACAUGGGAGAAAUGUUCUUUGGAUGCAAAAUUGGCGCAACAAAAGAAGGAACGGUUGGAAAAGCAAAAGAUCAGGGAAAUGGAAAGAAGAACAAGGGUUCGAAGUGGUUCAUAUGCAAAAUUCAAAGGUGUUGAUACCAAUAACUGUAAGUGA